Molecule: messenger RNA, 872 nt
Organism: Gordionus sp. m RMFG-2023
Lineage: Eukaryota; Metazoa; Nematomorpha; Gordioida; Chordodea; Parachordodidae
Product: ceramide-1-phosphate transfer protein-like
Exons: 3
Coding region: 63-791 (242 amino acids)
Biological process (GO): intermembrane lipid transfer
Cellular component (GO): cytoplasm
Molecular function (GO): lipid transfer activity
Source: RefSeq, a predicted model, not a curated record
UAUCAAAUUGACAAGUCUGAUAUUCUUUAUGUCACCAUACUAUUUUAUUUUAGAGGCACUCUAUGAGUGAAGACCCCUCCAAUGACAAAAAAUUUAAUUUGCAACUGCUAGAAACUAAACUUAAAACCUGCAAUGAAAAUAAAGAUAUAGAACUUAAAUCUUAUAUCGAAGCAUAUCAAGAAAUACAGAAGUUCUUUCCUUUGUUGGGAAAAAUAUUCUAUUUCAUUUACACUGAUGUCCAAAAAAAAUUAACAAUUUUGAAUAAUUUUACAUUAGAUACGAAUAAAUCAGGUAUUUAUAAAACAGUAUUGUCUAUGGUUCAUUAUGAAGUUACUCUCUUGAAGGAACCUAUAAAUGAAUAUAUAAUAAAAAAUGAUGCUGCCAUAGGAUGUAGAACAUUGUCACGCCUUCAUAGGGCCUUUAAUUUUUUUAUAAACUUUUUAGAGGGAAUAGUUAAUAAACAACAAAUUUUAAACAAUGAAAAUUUUACUAAUAAUAUGGAUUAUAAACUGUCUACUAUAGCAAUAGAAUCUUAUAAUUUAACAUUAUCACAAUUCCAUCCAUGGAUCAUUAAAAAGGCAGUUCAGGUUGCAGCUCAUAGCCUGCCUACAAAAAAUGAUUUACUUAAUCAAUUAGACCCUUGUUCAUUUAUAUUAGAUAUUAAUGAGAUCCAUCAUUAUAGAAAUGAGAUAAUUUUGCAAAAAUUUAUAGAUAUUAUACAAGAAUCAAAAAAAAUAUAUAAUAAUAUUCAAGUUAUUUACAGAAAAUAUAAUAUCACAAACAUACCAUGAUAUAUAUAUUUAAGUGUUCUAUUUUAUUUCAAUGAUAUAUGAUUCACAUAUGAUGUUUGGGUUUUCCAAAUGAGAUUAAUU